AAGUCCUCUAAAAUAAUGCCGUUACUGAAACGAGUUCGACUGUCCCUGUUGUUGAAGCUCACUGUUGUCCUGGGAUCAGUGUGGAUGCUUUCAUUACUCAAUGAACUGAGAACAGACUGGAGUCUUACCUACAACUGGUGGGAGUAUACAGAUGUGGAUGGCGGUCCAGAGAAAGAGUGCAACUGUGCUGCAAUCCUGCAGGGAGAGAUGGAGGCACUAGAAAAGGCCAAAUUACUGGUCCUCAGUGAAGACUUCCACAAGAGCGUUGACAUUCCUGAUGAGUAUUACAUCAAUGCAACCAAAGACUGCAGGAACUUUAAGUUAAGCAGGAAAUACUUGACAUUCCCGUUAAGCAAAGAAGAGGAGGACUUUCCUCUGGCUUACUCUAUGGUGGUCCAUCACAAGGUGCAGAAUUUUGAGAGACUACUGCGAGCUAUUUAUGCACCUCAAAAUAUUUAUUGUGUCCAUGUGGACAAGAAAUCAGAGACCUCAGUCUUUGCUGCCAUCAUGGCCAUCACCUCCUGUUUUCCGAACGUCUUCAUGGUCACACGGCCUGUCAGUGUGGUCUAUGCUGGCUGGACACGAGUCCAGGCUGACCUUAACUGUAUGGCUGAUCUUUAUAAUGCCAGCACAGAAUGGAAAUACUUCAUCAAUGUUUGUGGCCAGGAUUUCCCUCUGAAAACCAAUUUGGAGAUGGUACGGAUGUUGCGUUCAUUGAAGGGUCAGAACAGCAUGGAGUCAGAACCAAUAGCUGGAAAGAAAUGGAGGGUGACAAAUGCUUACCAGAUAGUUAAUGGGAAAGUUCAGGGGACAGGAAAGCAGAAGGAGCCACCUCCCUUCAACCUGCCCAUUUUCUCAGGAAAUGCCUACAUUGUGGUCUGUCGAGGUUACAUCCGCAGUGUGUUGGAAGAUGAUCGAAUACUGACGCUCAUAGAGUGGGCCAAAGACACCUACAGUCCUGAUGAGUUUCUCUGGGCAACCAUUCAACGAAUGCCUGGUGUUCCUGGUUCAAUAAGGCCCCAUGGUAAAUACGAUAUGUCAGAUAUGAAUGCAAUUGCUCGACUGGUGAAGUGGCAGUGGCAUGAGGGUCCACAGGAGUCCCUGAAUGCAGUGUAUUCAAAAUGUCAUGGCAACCAUGUGAGGGGAGUAUGUGUGUAUGGUGCUGGAGACCUGCAAGGCAUCAUUGCUCAGCAUCACCUCUUUGCCAACAAGUUUGACAUCAACACAGAUCCCAUUGCCAUCUACUGCUUGGAGAAAUAUCUGAGGCAAAAGGCACUGGCUGAGUUAUAUUAGGUGGAGAUAUUUGUUGCAACUCAGAAUCAGUCAGAGAAGGGGGUGCUUGGCCCAUAGCAAUAUUGCAGGAACUAAUGUUUCCCAACAGAAAAUUGCAGUGUAACAAGAAAAUCAAUUUCUCAAUUCACUCUCUAGUGGACAAACAUCAUAUUUUAUCUGUAUAAAGAUUGUUAUCAUCAACCAUGUGCAAAACUUUUUAGGAAUAUGCUGAUAGUUAAGUUGGAGAAGACUAGAUAUGCUGUAUAUAUGUAUUUAUGUGUAAUAGCAGUUUUGGAACAAGAACAACAAGAAGGAUCAUUGCUAUGUUAGUGCCUGUGUUAUGAUUCCUGCUCCAGCUCCUGCUUCUGUCUUUCAUUUUCCCUCCUGUUCUCUCCUUCUCUCCUCUGCUCUUUCUGUAUUUGUUUAUUCUGUUUUGAUCUGUCUCCUUUUGGCUCCCUCUGUCUGUUACUGCUCCCUCUUGUUUCUCUUGUCCCUGGGUCUUGCUCUCCAUGCUCACCUGUCCACACUCAGCUGAUUACUGCAGUGUGAGUCACCUGCAGUAAUCAGCUCACCUGCCCGCAAUAUCUCCUGCUCACUACUUAAACCUUGCUCAUUCACUCAGUCGGAUCAUAGAUGCUGUUCCCCAUCAAACCUGCCACCUCUGGACUGCUUCAGCUUAUGGAUUCAUCUGUUCUCCUCCCUCCUGGAUUCCCUCGCCCACUCCACCCCACCCCCAGACUCUGUUGUUCACCUGUCUGUUUUUGGAUUUUCCCCAGCCUGUUUUGCCCCCAUGGUUGUCAGUUCCCCCAUAGUGUGACUACCUCUCCUUAGCUCUGUUGUGUUAAUGCUGUUUUGUUUUGCAGACUUCCAUUUUUGCAUUCCUGGUGUUAGUUCGUAGAAUUUAGAAUCCGAACUUUAGAACCCUAGUUCAGUUCUCCAUUCUUGUACUGGUUUUGUUAACUGGUUAAAGUAAAUGGUUGCAUUUAUAUAACACUUUUAUCCAAAGCGUUUACAUGAUAUGUCACAUUCACCCAUUCACACACUGAUGGCAGAAGCUGCCAUGCAAGGUGCUAACCACAACCCACCAGGAGCAAUUAGGGGUUAGGUGUCUUGCUCAGAGACACCUUGACAUGAGCUUGACAGGCCAAGGAUCAAACCAGCAACCUUCCAGUUACAAGACGGCCACUCUACCCACUGAGCCAUGCCGCCAAGUGAAUAAACUCUUUAAUUUAUUCACUUGUCUGCCAGUUUUCUCUGAGUCUGCACUUGGGUUCUCCAGCUUCCCCCGUAACAGCCUGAGAUAAAAGGGUGCAUUGUUCUGGCCUCCUGACACCUUCCUGUUUUGUUUUUUGUUUUUUGUUAUGUAUUUCUUAUAUUUAGCUUUCCUUGCAUAUUUUAUUAUGUAUAUCCUGUGAAUGUCAUGUAUGGGUGUAGGGAGGGGGAUAUUUAUUAGUCCAACUAUAUUUAUACGCUGAAUUGUCAAAUUGCAUUGACACAAGUUCAGAAACAAACCUAAUCCAAAGUUAUGAAAACUGCUUACUUUACAAAAUAUUUGAUUUGUCUGUGAUUACAGAUAAUUAGACUGGAUAUAUUUUAAUUAUGUAUAUUUGUAGUUCAGUGAAACAAACUACAAAGAAAAAAUCCAAAGAUGUUGCUGUUAGUCCAGCAGUCUGUUUAAUAAUUUCAUCCAUCUACUCAAAAAUUCAAAUGUAAAAACACAUGCUAGUUUGUUUUCUGGCCACGCAAUUGCAAAAUGCCAUAAUUUCCAGACUAUAGAGCGCACCUGAAUAUAAGCCGCACCCAUUAACUUUAAAAAGAAAAAAAAAUACAUAUAUAAGCUGCACCUGACUGUAAGCCACAAGUGUCCAUGAGAUAUUUACACAGAUUUUUUUUACUUUUAAUUAAAUAAAUGCUUUUUUUCCCCAAACAGUGUCUGUAACACGACAAUAAAACGCACUGAGUCAGUUCACGCUGUCGACUCCAGUGUCUCACCAUGGUUUCAUUGAUGCCAAGCUUAUGUGCAGCAGCUCUAUUUCCUUCUACGACAGGCAGAUCGAUUGCCUUUAACUUAAAAGCUGCAUCUUAUGCUUUUCUUCAUGUUUUCCACGAUUAGGGUGUGAGCAUGAAGCGCAAAAUGGCUGAUCUGAAGAAUUUAGUGAAUGCUUUUGAUUUAAUUUGAACAGUUUCACUGGUCCACUGUGACCUGUUCAGUAGUUUCAUUCUGAUGUGGCAAGGCUAAAUGUAUUGACGGCAUGAAGCUCGCCUCUAAAAGUCUAUACAUUAGCCGCGUCGUUGUGUAAGCUGCAGGGUUCAAAGUGUGAGGGGAAAAAAGCGGUGGCUUAUGGUCCGGAAAGUACAGUACAUGGAAACCAAUGCAAUUUGUUCAGGAACAAUUGUUUGGGAGAACCUCCAAGUAAAAUAAAGGUGGUUGAUUGUAACAGUU
Acanthochromis polyacanthus (spiny chromis) is the source of this 3715-nucleotide messenger RNA. Its product is annotated as beta-1,3-galactosyl-O-glycosyl-glycoprotein beta-1,6-N-acetylglucosaminyltransferase-like. The coding region runs from base 16 to 1293 and encodes 425 amino acids. The record is from RefSeq and is a predicted model, not a curated record. Gene Ontology annotation, cellular component: membrane. Gene Ontology annotation, molecular function: beta-1,3-galactosyl-O-glycosyl-glycoprotein beta-1,6-N-acetylglucosaminyltransferase activity. NCBI's taxonomy places the organism in Eukaryota, Metazoa, Chordata, Actinopteri, Pomacentridae. The transcript has 4 exons.